CGCCCUCGCACGUCGCCGCUCGAAUCGAUAACGAUGUCCGCCGUCGCCUCCUCCAUUCGUGUCUCCGCCCCGGUCAAGGCGGGCAAGGCCGCCGCCUUCAACCGCGGUGCCCGCGUCGCCUCGGUUCGCCCCGCGCUCCCCAAGGCUCGCGUUUCCACCGUCGUGAGGGCGCGUGAGAUGGGCAUGAAGACCGACGGCACCUCCGCCACGGGCAAGAAGCCCAACCCGCAGUUCGCCACCGUGGACGGCAAGCUCUGGGUCUGCCAGGGCUGCGGCUACAUCUACGACGGCUCCCUCGGCCAGUGGGCCGAGAACAAGCGAUGCCCCGCGUGCGGCGAAAGGCGAUUCGCGCUCAAGACCCAGGCCGAGAUGAACAUCGCGAUCGCCUCCCUCGGCAUCACCGGACUCUUCGUCCUCGCGCUCUACGCCCUCGUCAAGCUCGCGUGAUCGUGCCGCCGUGCCGUGCGUGCGCGAGUGUCCGUCGCGACGCGAACGCUCGGACCCGAGGCGCGAUGAAAGAGUGGGCGCGAAUGAAUGAAUGUAUGGGGCCCACGUAGCGGGUCCGAAGGAGCCGUCCGAAGGCGCGUCUGUAGGUGAGUCGGUUAUAAGGUUACAAAAGAAUUAACUGCCCCCG
Micromonas commoda is the source of this 634-nucleotide messenger RNA. RefSeq names its product rubredoxin-type Fe4 protein. Lineage: Eukaryota; Viridiplantae; Chlorophyta; Mamiellophyceae; Mamiellales; Mamiellaceae. Gene Ontology annotation, molecular function: iron ion binding. Bases 34 to 447 code for a protein of 137 amino acids. The transcript is spliced from 3 exons. The record is from RefSeq and is a predicted model, not a curated record.